GCGCGAGUUAACCCACGGACCACUUCAGCGGGCACGCGAUUCCAUACCUUGAUGGACGUGUGCCGUAUUUUCGGCGCUCAGUUUAGUUAGUGCCGUUGCAAGUGACACUGUUUUCGCUACUGAUUCAAUAUCGUCUGAGUGCUUUAAUAAUUACUUCAACGUUGGAAGGAAAAAACGUGGACUGCUAACCAAGAAAUACGCUCAUAGACAAUUACCAGAUUGCAUCGUUUUGUGUGGAAUGUGCAGUUCGAAAAACAUUACGAGAAUGGCAGAUACACCCAAAUCCAAUAGGAGGAGUAACAAACCCCUGAUGGAGCGAAGGCGUCGAGAGAGGAUCAAUCACUGCCUCAAUGAGCUCAAGAACUUAGUCCUGACGGCUCAGAAGAAAGACCCAACUCGAUACAGCAAACUGGAGAAGGCAGACAUCCUGGAGAUGACAGUGCGACACGUACAGGACCUCCACAGACAUGAUGCUUCCGUCCUUAGUCGGAAUGUGACGUCUCCUCCCACUGCAGAUGCCACAGCCAAGUACAACGCCGGUUUCAGAAAGUGCGCCUCCGAAGUCAGCAGGUUCCUCUCCGGCGUCAACGGUCUGCCCCCUGACCUCCACGCCCGGGUACUGUCACACCUCAGUUCUAAUACAAAUGUAGAAUUCCCGUUUGUCAAAAGAGCACAGGCCGCAAAGGGGGAUACCCUGGCGUCCAUAAAAUACCCACCAAGGAGCAAAAAACUUCCUCGCCCUCCUCCCCCUACCCCUACCCCUCUCCCUCCUCAUCAUCCAGGGCAACAGCAUCAACUACAAGUCGCAGGAACGUCAGUCGCCGAUGCCAGGUUACCUUCAGGUCAGAUGCAAGCUCUCGUCGUGCCGUCGUGGACAGGUGUGUCUGUCAGCGGCAGCCCGCCAACUAAUGCCACGUCUCCAGAGGCGGCUGGUGCCCCAUCCUCCCCCGAGUCAGCCCGGGGAAGCCCCAGUAUGGCAUCCUCCACUGAAGAGGCAGGUUACGAUUUCCUCCACGGCAAUGACCACAUCAGUGCCAUGAAGUACCCUCCUAGGCCCCCGACGACUGCCCAUUCCAGUGCGCUUUCCUCCUCCUCCUCCUCCUCCUCCUCCUCCUCCUCUUCAGUCUCCUUUUCGAAUGUCCAGAGCACUUACUCGAGCACGACGGUCUGCUCGGGCAGGAUGCAAGUGGACCUCCAAGUGGCACCAUUAGAUCUCGCUACUUCUCAUCGUCGAUAUCCCACCACCACUGCCUCCCCAAAGAGGCACCGAGCAAUAACGGUGUCCGUAGAAUCUCCUUCACCUCAGCUUAAGACGGAGGAAUAUGCAACUCAGCCGAGAGCUCCAGCUUCUUCCUCCAGUCAGCAGCUUCAAAUUGUGACCCCCAUCGUAGCAAAGGGGGCGAGUCAUCCCAUUCCCCUCAAAGAGGUUCGGCAUGCCCCGUACCCUGUUCACAAUCAUCAGAACCCUCACUGGAGACCUUGGUGAAUUGUAUAACAAACUUUAAAAAGUGGCUGAGACAUGCGGUACAAAACACCACCCGAGAACAAUGCUAUGGGUCGAAAACGAAGAUAGGCAGCCAGUUCCAAAGUCUCAUGACGGUUCAGGAGAAUUCUAUCCAUUGACUCAUGAAAUGUAAAAUAUAUAUAUAUGAAUAUAAAACUGAAUAAGAAUUCUGGGAAGUGUACAGUUCCAGGAACUGAGAAUGCACUAAAGCUGGCAUAUGGUAGUAUUUCAAAUGAUCUUCUGACAGCUUUUACGCUGGAUAUCAGUAAUCUGUUCCCAUUCCUGUGAAAAUAUCGUGCCUUGUCCAUAAUUACUGUACCUGAGUGUGGGCAUUUAAUACACGUAGUGUUUCAAAACGCGAAUUCAUUUCCAAGAAUUAUUUUUCUAUGUCACCUGACGUAUUUGAAUACAAAAUAUUUCCAGAUCACUGAUCCUGUCCAUUACUUUCAUUCCAAAGAACUUUAGAAUUUGUAUAAAGUGUAUUCAUUCAUAGUUCUAUAUUUCUAAAACGGCAUUGUAUACAAUAGUUUCGAGUAUUUUCUAAAGUUACAACCUUACAAACAACUUUACAUACUUGCCAUACUGUUCUUUUGUAAAUAUUUUUUCCUGUGUUCCUAAUAUCAAUGGUGCUGUGAUGUGUGCAUUGGGUGUGAAAGACAUUUGUGUACGUUGUGUAAGUUUAAAAAAUAUAUAUAUGUAUAUAAUGAUGUAUAUAAUUUGAGUGUGCAACUGCGUUUUUUUGUAUGUUUCUUAGGUUUAUAACUGUCCAU
Messenger RNA from Macrobrachium nipponense, 2274 nucleotides. Its product is annotated as protein hairy-like. Bases 239 to 1486 code for a protein of 415 amino acids. The record is from RefSeq and is a predicted model, not a curated record. Gene Ontology annotation, cellular component: nucleus. Gene Ontology annotation, biological process: regulation of neurogenesis; anterior/posterior pattern specification; regulation of transcription by RNA polymerase II. The transcript has 3 exons. Gene Ontology annotation, molecular function: DNA-binding transcription factor activity, RNA polymerase II-specific; protein dimerization activity; RNA polymerase II cis-regulatory region sequence-specific DNA binding. NCBI's taxonomy places the organism in Eukaryota, Metazoa, Arthropoda, Malacostraca, Decapoda, Palaemonidae.